UCUCAUCUCCCUCUAAUUAUCUCUCUCUAUAUCUAUAUAUGUAUAUGUGUCUACUUACUACACACAAAUAAUACAUAAGAAUAUUUUUGGCCCCUUUGCCAUCUUUUUUUGUGUAUUGUAAAACAAAGGGUGGAGAAAAAUAAAGAGUGUUUUUUUUUUUCUAUUAUAGUACAUUAUUAUUGUCCUCUGGUGCUUUUUUUGGUGCUGGUUCUUGCAAAAUUUUUGUGUUGUGAAAUUUAUAUUGCAAGAAUUAGCACCACCAUUUGAAGCAGAUUGGUGAAAAGGGUGUUGGGUUUUUUUUGCAGAUUUUUUUUUGUUGUGGAUUUAUUGUGCAAGAUUUGUCACCAUUUAGGGAGAUUCUUGAAAAGGGUGUUGAUGAAAACUUGUGAUUUGAGGGGGUAAAUGGAGUAGAUAUAGAGAAGGAUUAGGAUUUUUUGGGGUAUAUAGAGAGUUAAAGGGUAUAAGCUACAUUUUCUUGAAAAUGGGAUCUUAUCAACUAAUAAGAGAGAAGAAUGAUGCAAGAUUAAGAUGGGAUCCACAACAACAACAACAACAACAACAACAACAACAAGGGGAUGUUGUUCAAGUUCAACCAGAAGGCAAGAAUUUGUUGUAUCCUAGGAUUGAGGUUAUUACAAGUGAUGUAACAAAGGAUAAUGAUUUAGAGUUGUCUUUUCAAAAAUUUGUUUCAUCGCCGAAAUCACCUUUGUCCACAUUGCCUAAAUCGAGUGCUGAUCAUAUCGGCAAUGGUGGACAACAUUUUCGUAGGUCUAAGAGUGGUGGUUCUACUGCAGGCGAUGGUCGCCUUCUUUCUCUUGACAUUUUCCGUGGAAUCACUGUUGCGUUAAUGAUAUUUGUGGAAUACGCUGGUGGAAUUUAUCCUGCUAUAAAUCAUUCACCAUGGGAUGGGAUAACCCUCGCAGAUUUUGUCAUGCCAUUUUUCCUCUUCAUUGUUGGAGUGUCACUUGCACUUGCGUACAAGAACAUGUCCUGCAGAGUUAGUGCGACUGGAAAGGCAGUACAUCGCGCACUUAAGCUUCUAAUCCUUGGACUCUUUCUUCAAGGCGGCUAUUUUCACGGUAUCAAAAAUCUAACUUAUGGAGUUGACAUUGAGAGAAUCAGAUGGAUGGGUAUAUUGCAGAGAAUUGCAAUAGCAUUUUUGUUGGCAGCAAUGUGUGAAAUUUGGCUCAAGGGUGAUAAUAAAGUCAAUUCAGGACAAUCUUUGUUGAAGAGAUACCAUCAACAGUGGGCCAUGGCUAUAAUGGUUACCGCUUUAUACCUUUCUUUGUUCUACGGUUUAUAUGUUCCUGACUGGGAAUAUCAGGUGCCGAUGGACUCAUCAUCUUCGGAAGCAAAGAUAUUCACAGUGAAAUGUGGUGUACGGGGAGACAGUGGACCAGCAUGUAAUGCUGUUGGAAUGAUUGAUCGAAAAAUAUUGGGCAUUCAACACUUAUAUACAAGAGCUAUUUAUGGCCGAUCAAAAGAAUGUAGUGUCAACUCCCCUAACUACGGUCCCCUUCCUCUAGAUGCUCCAUCAUGGUGUCAAGCCCCUUUCGACCCGGAAGGACUGUUGAGCUCAUUGAUGGCUAUUGUAACUUGCUUCAUUGGUUUGCAUUACGGACACAUCAUUGUCCAUUUCAAGGAUCAUAAAAUUCGAAUUCAGCAAUGGUUGGUACCAUCCUCUUGUCUCGUACUGUUGGGUGUAACAUGUGACUACUUCGGGAUGCACUUAAACAAGGUUUUAUACUCCUUCAGUUAUAUGUGUGUUACUGCUGGCGCUGCUGGCUUUCUCUUCACUGCUGUUUAUAUGAUGGUUGACGUGUGGGGCUAUCGACACUGGACCACAGUACUGAAAUGGAUGGGAACAAACGCGUUGCUGAUUUACGUUCUUGUAUCAUGCAACAUCCUACCGGUUAUUUUGCAGGGAUUCUAUUGGAGGCGGCCUGAAAACGACAUUCUCACGAUGAUUGGUGUCGGACCUAAGAAGUAGCGAGCACAAAUCAAUAACCGGCAUGCUGAGGCGCUAAAACAUUUUUUCACCAAUGCUUGAUAAUUUUUUUGCGGAAGUGAAACAUCAAAGCUAGUACGAGGCCAGAUCUUUUCCAUCUUAACGCGUGACACUCUCUAUAUGUAAAUGUAUGUAUAUGUAUUAUAAAUCGACUUAAUGAGUGCACGAUACACACACAGACACCAUAUUUUAUUAGCUCGAUUAAUUGACAGAACCGCGGUUUUUUCAUAAGUCUGCUCAUAGAAGCAGCCAGAGGUAUUACCUCUAUGGAAACUGCAGUGUUUACUGUCUUAGUAGUUAGUUUUAGGUCCAGUGAGAUUGGCUCUCAUCACACUAGUUGAUGUAUUAAUGGCCAUAAACCUGUUAAUCUCAGACUAGUUGGAAUCGAUUAUAUGAAUCUUUUGUAAUUUAA
This is a messenger RNA of Capsicum annuum, 2420 nucleotides long. RefSeq names its product heparan-alpha-glucosaminide N-acetyltransferase. The record is from RefSeq and is a predicted model, not a curated record. Lineage: Eukaryota; Viridiplantae; Streptophyta; Magnoliopsida; Solanales; Solanaceae. Bases 482 to 1990 code for a protein of 502 amino acids. The transcript has 15 exons.